AUGGGCAUGCACGUGACGACGGAGCAGGUGACGACCCAAGCCGCGGCCAACGUGCUCUUGACGAGCGUGGCCGUGUACUUCCCGCUCUUCAUCGUGCUGAUCCUGCUGUACGAGGCGCUGCGGCCGCGCGUGCCGCACGUGUACGCGCCCGAAAACCAUGCGGACUUCCCCGAGUCCAAGCAGCGCAAGUUCCUGGCCUGGGUGCCUUUCCUCUGGCGCAUCGACGAGGCCGAGGUGGCUGAGAAGUGCGGCCUGGACGCCUGGGUGCUGCUGCGCUUCAUGAAGAUGGGGCGCAAGGUGGCGCUGCUGUGCGUCACGUGCUCGCUGGCGCUCUUCCCCAUGUAUUUCUUCACGGCGGCGGUGUUCGAGGCCCAGGAGCAGGAGAAGCGGCGUCACCACUUGAGCCAGCUGCUGCCUGGUGCAGCGGGAGGGGCCAACGCCACUGCUCUCACCUCCAUGGUCAUGAUCAUGUUGGACGAGCAGAUCGAUGCGGGCAACGGCACAGCCAACGUCCUGUCCUCGGACGGGAAGGUGAAGCUGGACGUCGUGGACAGACUCACGAUCGCCAACGUGGGCAAGGACGACUGGAGACUCUACUUCACCGUGCUGGUCGCAUACGCUAUCAGCGUCUACAUCAUGCGGCUGCUGCUCAACGAGUACACGGUGUACCGCAAGCGCCGCCACGAGUUCCUCAUGCGUAAACACCCGCAGCAGUACAGCGUUGUCAUCUCGGACCUUCCCCAGGCUCAACGGCGUCCGCAGACGCUGCAGGCGUAUCUGGACUUCCUCUUCCCCGACUCGGUCCACUCGGUGUACAUCGGCGUCGAGUGUGCAGAACUAGAAGGGUUGCUGGACAAACGCCAGGAGCUCGUGUACCACCUGUACGCUGCAAAUGUCAAGCUGUCAGAAGCAAAAUCCAAGGCUAGUGACCAUGAUAUCAUCAAGCGACCGAAGGAGUUGAUUGGUCGCCGCUUCUUUGGUCUCUGUGGCGGCGGCAAGGAGGUGGACGCCGUCGACCACUACACGGAGGAGAUGCAAAAACUCGAAGCCGAGAUUGUUCGCGUUCGGGACGAGAUUCUACAGCGUCAGUCGGCCGAGAAAGCCCAGGAAGUCACCAAUCAAAAGCAGUACGGUUCGACGAGUGCCGCCCCUCGUGGGUUUUCUGCCCUGACUGACUUGGCGGAGAAGCUGCGCAGAACUAAGAGCUCGAUGGAUGACCGGCACUGGGGCGAAGAGACCCUGCCGUUGCUACACGUCAGUGUGCCCGUACCGAAACGCUCCAAUGUGAUGCGAAGCUGCGCCUUCGUGAGCUUUCGUAGUAUCCGGUCGGCCCAAGCAGCUCAGCAAUUACUUCAGGUGGAGAAUCCUCGCCGAAUGGUUGUGCUUCCUGCCCCCAAUAUCCGUGACGUGCAGUGGAAAAACUUUGGGCUUCCCCACAAGAUCAAGGCGAAGUGGAAACUUAUCUCAAUGGGGGUUUCUCUCUUGAUCGGGUGCUUCUGGACUGUGCCGACAGCUUUUGUUGCUUCCAUGGCAAGUGUCGAUGAGUUGCAGCACCUGUUCCCGUGGCUUGGCGGAUUCCUGGAGAAAAACCCGUGGCUUCUCAUUGUGCUGCAGCAAACUGCGCCGUUGGUUUAUUCGGCGAUGAACGGCCUGGCAAAUGUGAUUUUCAAACUGCUAUCGACCCAGGAGGGUCACUUGUCGAUAUCGGAAGUGGAAGCCAGCCGCUUCACAAAGCUGUGCUUUUUCCAAGCCUUCCAAAUGUUCUUCGUGUCAGCUCUCGCGGGAUCCAUCAUCACCGAGUUCAUGGUUUUCCUGGAUCAGCCGCGCAUGCUUUUCUUCUUUCUCGGCAACACGAUCGCGAACCAGUCAAUGAUGUUCAUCACCUUCAUUAUCACGCAAUUCUGUGUCGACAUGUCGGUCUUUCUGCUGCGCGUAUCGCCUGUCGCGAUCUCGGCUGCGUACCACCUCUUUGCCCCGAUGCAUGUGAAGCUCCCGCAGCCUCGAGACUGGAUGGGCCUCUGCCCCGUGAACUACCAGACGGAUCUCGAUACUCCUAUGAAUUUGGCGCAGCAGUAUCUUGUUUUCUUGUUUGUCGUGGUGUUCGCUCCCAUCGCGCCACUUGUGGGCUACUUUGGCGCAAUGUUCUUCGCGGUGUCCGAGCUCUCGUAUAAGCGCUGUUUCUUCUUCGUGAACAGCUCGCGCUGGGCAUCGACCAACUCCAUGGGUGUAUUCUGGCCUCCGUUGUACUCGUUCGUCAUUGGCGCCCUCAUCAUCGCCCAGUGUACGCUCAUCGGACUACUGUCCUUGAAAUCGGCUGGGUACGGGCCGAUCGUACUCACGACGAUGCUUCCUUUCAUCACGCUUGUCUUCCAUUGGUACGCUGUCGAUCUAUCCCAUUUGAAGCGAGCCGCUGAGAACCUACCGCUGGACCAGUGCUGCGACGUUGACGAAGAGCGCAAGAAUGAUACGUACGAUUUCUUGGAUGGAGUUUACCAGCAACCAGCGAUGAUCGAGGCAUUCAGGCCGGCUUCGAUCUUAGCUCGCGACCCGGAUAGUGGCGCAGGCGCUGCUAUUGAUGCGACUAAUGUGCAACUUGAGGCCCCUUCGGCCCCUGUGGAACCGCUCAACAAGCCAGCUAAGCCUAUUAGCCAGCAGACGCGGUUGGCGGAGCUGAACAAGGACAAAAAGGACGAAAACAAGAAGUCGGAAUGA
Messenger RNA from Phytophthora sojae, 2712 nucleotides. RefSeq lists its product as hypothetical. Gene Ontology annotation, cellular component: plasma membrane. NCBI's taxonomy places the organism in Eukaryota, Oomycota, Peronosporomycetes, Peronosporales, Peronosporaceae. The record is from RefSeq and is a predicted model, not a curated record. Bases 1 to 2712 code for a protein of 903 amino acids. The transcript has a single exon. Gene Ontology annotation, molecular function: calcium-activated cation channel activity.